Messenger RNA from Eruca vesicaria subsp. sativa (arugula), 1596 nucleotides. NCBI's taxonomy places the organism in Eukaryota, Viridiplantae, Streptophyta, Magnoliopsida, Brassicales, Brassicaceae. The record is from the annotation of a GenBank genome assembly.
AUGGCGAUUCCUCACAAGUGCUCUCUGUUUCACCAGAGAUUUCUUACCGGAGCCAAACCAGUUCUUACGCUUGAUGAUGAGUUCUUGACGAAACACACGAAAGUUUUGCUAAUAUCAGACGCGUCGGACAAAAUUUGGAAAGUGAAACUAGACGGAAACAGGGUCGCCGGCGGCUGGGAUGAGUUCGCCGUCGUUCAUGGUUUCAGAGACGGAGACAUAUUGGUUUUCAGACACGAUGGAGACGAGAUCUUUCAUGUCGCUGUGUCUCCUCGGUCCAGCUCAAGUGACAUAAGUCACCACGCUUCUCCUAGCUUUGUUGAUACAGACGAUGCUGAGACUGAUGAUGACUAUUCUGAUGAUGAUGAUGAUGAUGGGGAAGAGGAUGACGCAGGGGACAUGUUGGUGAACAAGAAUAAGAAGACAGAAGCAGAUUCUUGUUUCCUCAGAGCACGUGUAACACCUUAUAGCCUCAUCAAAGAUCGUUUGGAUCUUUCUAAAGAUUUCACGGUUAUGUCGUUUAAUAAGCACAACAAACCGUGUGAGAUAGAGUUAGUUAAUGAUAACGGAAGAAAAUGGACACUGCUUCUUUCAAAAAACAUCUCAAGUGGUGUGUUUUACAUCAGACGAGGCUGGGUUAACUUCUGCUCAGCUAAUGGGUUAAGUCAAGGUGACAUCUGCAAGUUCAAACUUUCAGAGAAUAGGGAAAGGCCUGUGCUUAGGCUGUGUCCACACGAGUCUGGUAAUGACCAUGAAGAAGAAGAAGAAGAGUGUCCUGAAGCAGAUGUAGUGAGGACUUCUUCUGUAGGAGGCUGCAUCAAAGACAAGAAUACUACUCCUUCUCAGUUUCUGACAAUAAAGUUGACACCAAACCGUUUACAGACCGGGCAGCUAUAUAUUUCAUCGGUUUUUGUAAAUGAGAGUGGCAUUAAGAAGUCUGGGGAGAUAACACUGUUGAACCAAGACGGUAGAAAGUGGCCAUCUUAUCUUCAGAUGACUGGACAAUGUGGAAGUGAAUGGUUUUAUCUGAGACAUGGCUGGAGAGAGAUGUGCAAAGCUAAUGGAGUCAAAGUAAAUGACUCGUUUGUGUUGGAGUUGGUAUGGGAAGAUGCUAACCCUAUGCUUAAGUUCUGCUCUAAGGUUGAAAACAAGCGAAAUGGAAAUGGAAGAGCUAGUAAGAAGAGAGCUUGUGAGACUCCAAUAGUAGAAACUGAGAGACGGAAGAGAGGACGACCUCGGCUUUCAAACAGACCCACCAAUAACUCAAGUAACUUGCAACGCACGCAACAAGAAUCUUGCUCAAUCUCUGAUCAAGUUGCGAACGUGAAGCUGAGCAUUCUAGAUACUCUGAACACUGUAAGACAGUUCCGCGUAGAGCUUGAAGCAAGGGAAAAGAAUCUUCAAGCUUCGUUACUCGAAGUUGACGCCUUAGAAGUUUUGGCCGCAGAUGCGGCCAUCUUUUCAUCAUGUGGUGGAUCUUUGCAGCUCGUGGCGGGUAAAGAUCUGGCUUCGGUGGCGGCUGAAGAUCUUCUGGCUUUGCAGCUCGUGGCAGCUGAAGAUCUUUUUGGCGAAAAGAUGGUUCUUAUAUCUCUUAUUUAA